AUGACAGUUCGUCUCGGCAGCAAAACCCUGGUCGUAGCUUCGUCGCCGGAAAUGGCUCAGCAAGUCUUGCAAAAGCACGACGAGGCCUUCUCGGGUCGGGUCAUAUCUGACACCAUCACCAAAGUCCAAAACUACGACCUGAGCCUGGUCUGGAUGCCCGCCGGAGAUAAGUCACGCUUAAUCCGGCGAGCUCUCAGCACUUUUUUGCUGCACCCAAUGAAGCUGGACACUCUAGUCGGGCUUCGCUACAAGGCGAUGCAAGAGAUGGUUCAACAUGUAACAAAGUUUAAUAUUGCUGAUGCUUUCCCUUGGCUGAAGCCUUUAGAUCCUCAGGGAUUGAAGCGGAGAGCGAAAGUUGCUUACAACUGGCUUAAUUCUGUUUCUAAUGAUUUUGUCACGAAGAGGCUGCAGCACAGGAAGCUUAAGAUAGCCAGACAUGGGGAUAUGCUAGAUUCCCUUCUUGAUUAUUUUCAAGAAGAGCUUGAGCUCAACUAUGAAUAUGUCAAGUUUAUCCUAGUGGAGUUACUACUUGGAGGUACAGAAACAAGUUCAAUUACCACUGAAUGGGUGAUGACAGAACUAAUACUCAAUCCGAAUAUAAUGGCAACGGUGCGCGAGGAAAUUAAGAAAAAGGUGGGAGAUGAAGGAAGAAUAGAAGAAUCAGACGUACUCGAAUUGCCCUACUUACAAGCUGUAAUAAAAGAAACAAUGAGGUUGCACCUCACUCUGCCGCUUCUCAUCCCUCACAAAACAGAGACAGAGGGUCAGCAUUUUUCCUUCCUUCCUUUUGGUUCUGGCCGGCGAAUGUGCCCGGGAAUUCCCCUUGCUCAUAGGGUUGUGAGUUUGAUGGUGGCUUCGCUUGUUUAUCACUUUGACUGGAAUCUCCCUCAUGGAUUGACACCAGAGAAGCUGGACAUGAAUGAUACCUUUGGCCUGGCGUUACAGAAGGCAUCCCACUUAUGGCCGUACCAACAAUUUGCCAAAAAUAAAUUUUAA
Messenger RNA from Thlaspi arvense, 996 nucleotides. NCBI's taxonomy places the organism in Eukaryota, Viridiplantae, Streptophyta, Magnoliopsida, Brassicales, Brassicaceae. The record is from the annotation of a GenBank genome assembly.